AUGAACUUGAAGUUUGUGAUCCUUGUGAGUUCAACCCUCGCAAAUGGCACGCGGUUGAGCCUUGGCAAGGAACCCGGACAGUCCUCAUCCUUUACAGCCCCUCACCUCCACUACAAGGAUCGUGACACCUUGGAGUUUGCGGGCUUCCCAAUUGGCAAGGCCCAGUGGAAUGAUCAGGAAGAAGCUUUCAAUGAGCCGGCGACCACAGGCCUAAGCUCUCAACAGGUGGAACUUCAUCUACUACAAACUUUGCCUACGGACGAGCAGGGCACCUUCGAGGACUCUAUGUUGACCAUGACGGAGGAUCAAGAGCAGCUGGUUGAGGACUUGGAAGAAAGAUCGGCUAGGUUGCGACUACUUCUGGAAGAGGAAGAGGCCCUGGCUGAAGAGUGUCGUCGUGCAGGCCAGCAGACUGUGGAUGAGGUGGAGAAUGUUCGGGCAACCAUUGAGGAAAUGAUCAGUGAUCUAGCGGUCUUUCGGAGAAAGUUACAUGAUGAUCAAAAACAAAGAUGCCUGAGAGCAGCUGUGGUUGCGCAGGAAGUUGUGAACUACGAAAGAUUGCUGGAUGAGCUGAAGGGUGACCUCGAGGUUGUUCAUACCGUCCCUCUUGAUCAGGUUCGGGCUGCACUACCCAAGUGGCAUCAAGCAAUGGCCAAGGAGGUCAAUCAGCUGUUGGAUGGAACUUUGAGACCUAUGACAUUGGCGAUGGCACGUGAUCUCGAAAAGCAGGGCAAGCUCAAGUUGGUUCCGUCAAAAGCUGUUUGCACAUUGAAACCUCCGACCAACAAGGGUGAAAAGGCAAGGCGGCGCUUCCGCCUAGUGCUUUUUGGAAACUUCGUGUCGAGAGAUGAUCCUUCAUACAAUCUGUAUGCUGGUGGUGUCUCUGCGGAGACGGUCAGGUUGGCUCUCACUAUUGCUGGAGCUCUGCGCUGGACAAGCGCCACAUCCGACAUUGUGGCGGCCUUCCUUCUGGCCAGUUGGUCAGAGGAGUUGGCUCGGUAUGCCAUUUACCCGCCGAGAAUGCUCAUUGAAGCCGGCUUCAUCUCUGCAGAUCAAGGGAUCACCGGCUGUUUGGAGCAAGUGCAGAUCGACGAGAUGGCUUCGGCAAGGAUUCCUUGGAAGGGGAAGAUUGUGGUCCUCAAGCCUGGUGAUGCUGAUCCUGAUCUAUGGCUGGCCUACGACGAGGAGGACAAGGUGCGAGCUCAGGGCAGUCUACUUGCUUUGGUGAUUACAUAUGUUGAUGACCUGCUCUACUUGGCCGAGAAGUCCCUUGUCGAGGCCAUUCAUGAAUGGAUUCAAAAGGAUUGGCCUUGCAGUCCGCUUGAGUGGGCACAGGAACCUGGAGGUACUCGGUAUCUCGGGAUGGAACUCCGUCAAAGGGAGGACUAUGUCUUUGAGAUCUCCCAAGAAGGCUACAUUCGAGAGUUGCUACGGAACCACUCUAUGGACGAUGCUGUAAGCACUCGACUGCCGUGCCCCAAGGAAUGGGUGCAUGAUGGAGAACCUCACGCUGAACCUGAAAACUAUUCCAUGGAGGAGUUGAAACUGGCUCAGCGUAUCGUUGGGGGAGCAGCUCUGGCUGACUAUGCGUUCUCGGCCGGAUCUUCAGUUUCUGGUGGCCUUUAUGGCGUCGAGAGUUACACAUCAACCGAACCGAGUCGCCCAAAUCGGGCGGAGGAUCCUCGCCUACCUCAAGACAACUCAAGCUCUAAAGCUGGUCAUGGGAUCGGAUGGAGCUGGAAAGGAAGGACCUAUGGAACUGGUUGGGUUUUCAGACGCCAUUUUAUCCCCGCACGGAGAAAAGUCCUACGGCGCCAGCGUGGUGACGGUGCGAGACGCCCGGUCGCUUGGAAAGCGUCCAAGCAAUCAUUCGUCACCCUCUCGGUAAUGGAAGCAGAGCUCUAUGAGACAGCCAAUGCCGUGGUGCUCUUGGAAAGCGUUGGAAGCCUUUUAGAUGAAAUCCUGGGUUACCAAGCGAUCAGACGCUUGAAGGUUGACAAUUCGUCAGCCUUGUCAAUGGUUCAGGGAGGACCGGGCAGUUGGAGGACACGUCAUCUUAAGGUUCGGAGCGCAAAGAUACGCAGCUUGGUGGAGACGGGCGAGUUGCUGGUGGAGCACACCACUGGUGAUCUGCAGCUGGCAGAUCUGGCUACAAACAUGCAUUCAAAGAUGAGAUUUUGGGAGCUGCUUACGUUGUGGGGUUUCAAGGAUCUACCUCAAGAAGCGGUCCAGGCUCUGAACACGAAGAGUGCAUACAUGGCGAUGCUUGUUCUGGCUUUGAUGAUCUCACCAGCCCAAGCAGAUGAUGGCACUACCCCGGCAAGGACAGGAUUGCAAGCGGUGGGUGCAGACGAGUUGAUGCUGGUUACGCUGCUAGUGUCCAUUGCUGCGGUUCUAGCGGAAGAGCCUUGUGGAAGUUCGGAGGUUCCAUCACCCCAGCCACCACCACCAGAUCCGCAUCCUAUAGUCCGGGCUAAGACCACCAAGAAGAUCAUUGACACGCCCGCUGCCCAACAGUUUGAGAACGAGUUUGAGAUCAUGCCUGAGCGAGGCUACUACAAGACGAACUCUUCACGGUCUAACUUGCACACUGACCCUCACUGCCACGGCCUGAGGAAUUCUGGAGAUGUGUACGCGGUAGAGUACUGCGCAUAUUGCCAGCGUAACACGCCACUGUACAGUCGUCGGAGUCGAUCCCUACAGCCCUCGAGAAGUUACUAG
Symbiodinium sp. CCMP2592 is the source of this 2721-nucleotide messenger RNA. NCBI's taxonomy places the organism in Eukaryota, Dinophyceae, Suessiales, Symbiodiniaceae. The record is from the annotation of a GenBank genome assembly.